Harpegnathos saltator (Jerdon's jumping ant) is the source of this 1674-nucleotide messenger RNA. It is a transcript of the gene Spf30, whose product is annotated as Splicing factor 30. Gene Ontology annotation, cellular component: cytoplasm; nucleus; precatalytic spliceosome. Gene Ontology annotation, biological process: mRNA processing; regulation of alternative mRNA splicing, via spliceosome. The record is from RefSeq and is a predicted model, not a curated record. The coding region runs from base 444 to 1151 and encodes 235 amino acids. The transcript has 5 exons. Lineage: Eukaryota; Metazoa; Arthropoda; Insecta; Hymenoptera; Formicidae. Gene Ontology annotation, molecular function: RNA binding.
GGUCUUUGUUAGCAUCUCAUCGAUGAACUAAUCUAAUUACUACCCUGCUCAAAACUGUAUUCAAAAAUGCUAUUAAUAAUAUUGAAUCGUGAAAACUAUCAACACAGGAAUAAAUCGAACUAGUGUUUGAGGGGAUAAUCAAUCCUUUAUUUAGAAAAAAAUCGAACAUCGACUUAUCAAACAGCUGGAACCAAGAUUGAGUGAGAGUGAGAGAGAGAGAGAGAGAGAGAGAGAGAAAAAGAAAGAAAGAAAGAAAGAGAAAGAGAGUGUAAGGGAGAGAGAGAGAGAGGCUGUCAUCGCCCAUAUUUACUUACCUCUGCUUGUUGGUAAAGAUAUUACGGGAAGAUACCCUUUUGAUAGUAUUGAGUGGCGAGAAAUAGAAAAAAAUAAACGAGUCUUUCUGUAAUUUCAAAUCAUUCAUCUUUAAACUAAACUGUAGCAUCAUGGAUGAUUUACAAAAUUACAAGUUACAGCUCCAACAGGUGGAAGCAGCUCUCACGACAGACCCAAAUAAUGAAGAAUUAAUUAAGCUGAAAAUCGACCUUGAGGAAGUAAUAGAGCUGACACAUGAUUUAAUUAAAUCACAACAGCAAGAAAAAAGACAAGCCAAUGGCAUGGAUGCUAAAGAUCCUAUUUUACUUGCAGUUCUGGCCAAUAAAUGGAAAGUCGGUGAUCAAUGUAUGGCACCUUGGAGUGAGGAUGGCAAAUAUUACGAAGCAACUAUAGAUGCAAUAAGUGAAGAUGGAGUUGUAAAUGUAACAUUUAAUGAAUAUAAGAAUACUGAUGUUACUAUGCUGAGCCAAUUAAAAUCUGUUGCAAAGAGGCCAGCAUCAGACUGGGCAGAUCAAAAGUCAAAGAAGAUGCAAGCAGCUGCAGUUGCGGGCUCAGAUCCUAACAAACAAAGGGAAUAUCUUAAGAAAAAGAAGCAGAGAAAACUGCAGCGAUUUAAAGAACUAGAAGAAGAACGUGAGUUGGAAAAAAAUAAGUGGUUAGCUUUUACUAAUAAGUCUUCGAAGAAAGGCGUUAUUAAGAAGAGCAUCUUCGCAACACCGGAGAAUGUGAAUGGUCGUGUGGGAAUUGGCACUUGCGGUGUCAGUGGUCGCGAGAUGACCAAGUUUAGUAACGGGGAGAAAUGGAGACGAGGAGCUUAAGUAGGCGUUGUACAUAAAUUAGAAAUUGUAACCUUUGUGAAGUAGAAUCGCGAUAUAUUAUUAUUAAUCGGAAAAUAAAAAUGAAUCAGUAGAAGCUUGAAAUAUUGAUGUAUUUAUGCGGAACUGCAUCAAAGUAUUGAAAACACUAUAAUACAAGUGUAAUUUUUGUUUUGAUUAUAUUGUUUUACAAUAUGUACUGUAAUACUACAACAUUGCAGGUACUGCAAUAUUUCAGGCCUUUGCUGAUUUUAACUUUCCGACUGUACAUCUAAGAGCCUUACACACAUUAUUCAGAUUAUAUUAUGAAGACUGGUUUAUAAACUGGUAUACAAUGCACUUUAUGUUGUGAGAAUGGUGAGAAUGUCUGUGUGAUAGCAGGAACGGUGAAAUUGUCCAAGCAUGAAUGCAAAUAUCUUUUCUCAUAACACUGACUCUAUAAGUUAUAAGGCAAUUUUAAAUUUUGUAUCGUAAUAUAACUCAAAGACGAAUGCGGCGAAUAAAUCUGUUUCUAGUUUAAUAUGUU